Messenger RNA from Eublepharis macularius, 2382 nucleotides. It is a transcript of the gene SLC4A1AP, whose product is annotated as solute carrier family 4 member 1 adaptor protein. Gene Ontology annotation, molecular function: mRNA binding; protein binding. The coding region runs from base 52 to 2121 and encodes 689 amino acids. The transcript has 14 exons. The record is from RefSeq and is a predicted model, not a curated record. NCBI's taxonomy places the organism in Eukaryota, Metazoa, Chordata, Lepidosauria, Squamata, Eublepharidae.
GCCAGGGAAAGGGUUUGCCAGGGGGGCCGAUUUGAAAGUCGGGCGUUUAAGAUGGCGGAAAUCGAGGAAGAAGCUGGGAUGGGUGAAGAUUUCAAGAAGCCGGUCCUCCCUCCGCUGUUCCCUUUGCGGGAAAAGGAGGCUACUGAGGCAGCUCUCCGUCCUCCGGCGGGGCCCGCCCAAGGUCCCUGUCCGCCCGCGCCGCCCCUUUGCUAUCAGGAGCCUCACUGGGGCGGCUGUCCGACCGAGGACUCCUCGCUCUACAGCCUAGAGACGGUGAAGGGCGGUGCGGUGCUGGGGAGCGUCGGCCUGGGCGGCCAGAGUUGGUUCUUGGUGGGGCGCGCUCCAAGCUGCGACCUCUCCCUGGCACACCCGUCGGUGUCGCGGCACCACGCCGUCAUCCAGCGCUGCCCCCCGCUCCCCGCCGGGGAGGAACGGCAGGCUCCCGAGCCUGGCCUCUACGCCUACGACCUGGACAGCGCACACGGGACCUUUCUGAACAAAGCACGCAUCCCGCCCCGCACCUACUGCCGCGUCCGAGUUGGCCACGUCCUGCGCUUCGGGGGAAGCAGCCGCCUCUUCGUCUUGCAGGGCCCAGAGGAGGAUCAAGAGCCUGAAUCAGAACUAACUGUCACCCAAUUAAAAGAACUGCGCAAGCAGCGACAGGCAACAUUAGAGAAAGCGAUGCUGGGUGAUGAUUCUGAUGAAGAAGACAAAAAAGAAAAGGAUGAACAGAGAAGUGAAAACAGUUGGAGUAAUGAUUUGAGUUGCUCUUGGGGAAUGGGUGAAGAUGCAGAGGAAGAGGAGGGUGAAGAAAAUCCAAUCGCAAUUGAGUUUCAAGAAGAACAAGAAGCCUUUUAUUUGAAAGAUCCUAAGAAGGCACUGCAAGGGUUUUUUGACAGAGAAGGUGAAGAACUAGAGUAUGAAUUUGAUGCCCAUGGAACUGGCACCUGGCUUUGUAGGGUGAAGCUGCCCGUAGAUGAUGUUUCAGGAAAGCAACUUGUGGCAGAGGCCAUUCAUUCUGGGAAGAAAAAAGAAGCAAUGAUCCAGUGUGCACUGGAAGCUUGCAGAAUACUGGAUGCGAGGGGUGUGCUGCGGCAGGAGGCAGUGUCACGGAAAAGAAAAGCAAAGAAUUGGGAAGAGGAAGACUUCUAUGAUAGUGAUGAUGACACAUUCCUUGAUCGGACUGGAGUUAUUGAGCAGAAAAGGCUGAACAGAAUGAAGAAAGCUGGGAAGAUAGAUGAGAAACCAGAAACAUAUGAUUCAUUGGUUGCAAAAUUAAGUGCAACUGAGAGAGAACUGUCUGAGAUAGCUGACAAACUGAAAUCUUCAAGGACAGUGCAAUCCCAGUCAGCAGCUCAAGAUUCUUUGGAUGAAUUUAUGACUGAAAUAAAAUCAGGAUGUGCCUUAGACAGCGUGGCUCGUAAAAAGCUUCACUUGCGGACCUUUGAACUGAGGAAAGAACAGCAGCGUUUGAAAGGGUUAAUAAAGAUGGUCACUCCUGCGUCGCUGCCAGACCUGAAAUCCCAAACUGGAAAUCAAGAUCUGGGAACUGAAGGCAAGCCUAAAAAACUAACUUUGCCUCUGUUUGGUGCAAUGAAAGGGGGAAGCAAAUUCAAGCUGAAAACUGGGACUGUUGGGAAGUUUCCUGUGAAGCGACCAGAUAUCCCUGUAAACCUAUUAAAUAUGAAAGAUGAGGAGCCAGAGGAGGAGGAGGAGGAAGAAGAAGAGGAAGCAAACAUGAAGGCAGCAGAACAAGGCACACAAAAAGCAGAGAUGAAAACUACAGCACAACAAGGAAGUCUCCUGCCUGGUUCUUACUUGCACAGCAAUGAAGAUAUGGAAUUAAUUUCUAAGGGAAUAAUGCCUCUGUCUGAGCCAUUGCAAGAAGAUGCAACAAGACCAGAGAGCAAGUCUGCAGCCAAGGCAUUGCAAAAGAAAUCACAAGCAUCUGAGAAACCUACAGAAAAGUCCCAGAAUAAGAAAGCUAAUGUUGACAGCAAGGUUCAACACACAGUGUCCUCACAAUAUCCAGAAGAUGACCCAGACUACUGCAUGUGGAUGCCACCUGAGGGUCAAAGCGGUGAUGGUAGAACAUAUCUGAAUGCAAAAUAUGGCUAUUAAACAUCAGAUGGUAGCUUUGGGACAUAAAGGACUGCGGCACAGCAUUCAAUAGAUGACUGUAUUGUGAGCAAGCAAGCAACGGAUCUUGUUCAUUAUUUUUAAACUCCUUUUUGUGAUUCCUUAAACUUGCCUGCCAACUCUUCUUUUCUCCUCUAAGUGUAUAUAUUGCGUGUUAAACUUGUAUGUAGAUGUGAAAGCUAUGGUUUGACAUACUUAUGUACAGCAAGGUUGGAUUUCUACAAUAAAAAUCAGGAAGCCUUA